Messenger RNA from Nematolebias whitei (Rio pearlfish), 777 nucleotides. Its product is annotated as piggyBac transposable element-derived protein 4-like. NCBI's taxonomy places the organism in Eukaryota, Metazoa, Chordata, Actinopteri, Cyprinodontiformes, Rivulidae. The transcript has 3 exons. The record is from RefSeq and is a predicted model, not a curated record. The coding region runs from base 1 to 777 and encodes 258 amino acids.
AUGUUCAACCCAGGACCAGAGGUGACAGUGGAUGAGCGUCUUCUCCCUUUCCGUGGAAAAUGCCCCUUCCGGCAAUACAUGCCCAGUAAGCCAGGCAAAUAUGGCAUAAAAAUCUGGGCAGCCUGUGAUGCGAAAACCAGCUAUGCCUGGAAUCUGCAGAUUUACACAGGCAAACUUGCAGCUGGCAUCCCUGAGAAGAAUCAAGGAAAACAGGUAAUCCUUGAUAUGACUACUGGACUAAAAAACAAACCUGAGUUGCCCCUUGAAAUUUUGCAGGUGAAAGACAGGGCUCCACUGUCUUCAAAAUUUGCUUUUACAGAAACCACCAGUGUUGUUUCAUACUGUCCCAAAAAGAACCGGAGUGUGGUACUUAUGUCCACUCUUCACAAAGAUGCAGCUGUGUCAACAAGAAGUGACAAAAAGCCUGAAAUCAUCCUGGACUACAAUAAAAACAAAGGAGGAGUGGACACCCUGGACAAGCUGACUGCCACCUACACUUGCCAGCGAAUGACCAGGAGAUGGCCAAUGGUUGUAUUUUACAACAUCCUAGAUGUGUCUGCAUACAAUGCAUUUGUCUUGUGGACCCAGAUUGACUUGGGACCCAGCCACUGCGAACGUUGUCAGACAGCUCCGGAGCACCACUCCAACCACAUCAUCAGCUGCACAAAGUGCAUCAGUGAUAACACGCCCUUCAGGCAGCCAGGCUUCAACAUCGACUACACCCACAACUCCACCUGCUUCAAAACGAAAGAGGUGUCAGGUGUGCCCAAGCAAUAA